CUCUAGCAACGACAUCAGCUCAGACAUGACCCUGGUAGAUUACCUUCGGAAUCAUUUAGAGCUGCGUGGAACAAAAUACAUGUGCCGCGAGGGUGGAUGCGGCGCGUGCAUCGUCUCUGCCAUCAAAGCACCAGGAGAGCAGCCCGUUGCUGUUAAUUCUUGUCUGGUCUCGCUCCCUUCGUGCCAAAACUGGGAUAUCACCACCAUAGAGAAAGUCGGUAACCGACUCAAUGGCUACCACAAGAUUCAGAAAGUGCUUGCUGAGAAGAACGGCACUCAGUGUGGCUACUGCACUCCUGGUUGGGUCAUGGCUAUGUAUAAUCUCAUAAAUACCAAAAAAGAUAUUUCAAUGCUCGAUAUCGAAAAAUCUUUUGCGAGUAACAUCUGCCGGUGUACAGGCUACAGGCCAAUCUUGGAUGCGUUUAAAUUGUUUGCCAAAGACUCUCCAUCUUGCAGCAAAAUUACCGACAUCGAAAAUCUUACUUUAUGCAAAAACAAUAACAAAUCAUGCACCAAGAAAUGUAACGAUAAAGUUUGGUGCCAUAUCACCAAAGACGAUGCUUUACCAGUGGGUAAAGUUGAAAAAGCCCUUAAAGAUGGAAAAAUAUGGUACACAGUAGAAAAAGUUGGAGAUAUUUUUGAAAUCUUGGACGUAGAAGGAAAUGAGUCUUAUAUGCUAGUUGCAGGAAAUACUGCUAAAGGAGUAUACCCGAUUGAGGACUAUCCGCAUAUUUUAAUAGAUAUCAAUAAAGUGAAAGAGCUAAAAGGUUACAUGAUGGAUCAGAACCUCAUCAUUGGUGCUGCUACAACUCUCAAUGAAAUGAUAAACAUCUUUCAGAAUGUUUCUAAGGAAGAAUAUUUUGGUUAUUUACAAAAAUUUGCAGAUCACAUGAAUUUGGUAGCCAAUAUUCCUGUAAAGAAUUUAGGGACAAUUGGAGGCAAUCUCAUGAUAAAGCAUCAACACAAGGAAUUUCCUUCCGACAUUUUCAUUUUACUUGAAACGGUUGGAGCUAUGCUGACCAUUUUGAAUUCUCGUGAGCGCAAAGAGACAUUGACAAUGCAACAAUUUUUGGAAACAGACAUGAAAAAUAAGGUUUUGUACAAUAUAAUGUUACCACCAUUCAAUGAUUCAUAUAAAGUCGUCACUUACAAAAUAAUGCCUCGUGCUCAAAACGCGCAUGCUAUUGUCAAUGCAGGAUUUCUUUACAAAUUGGAAAACGAAGAUGGUAAAGUAAAAGACGCUAGAAUAGUUUACGGUGGUUUAUCUUCGUCGUUCAACAGAGCAAAAGAAACUGAAACUAUGCUGAAAGAGAAGAUGUUAUUUGAAAAUGAAACUUUGCAAUCAGCAAUUAGUUCCUUAGUUAAUGAGUUAGAGGUUGUUGAGAAUCCACCUGAACCAUCGGCUAGUUAUAGAAAACAGUUGGCUGUAGCGUUGUUUUAUAAAAGCUUAUUAUCAUUAUGUCCAGUUGGUAAAUUAGACCCUAGACAUCAAUCAGGGUCUGUAGACCUAAAUAAAUCUAGACCGGUGUCGAAAGCCAGUCAGGAAUAUUCUACAGACCGAAGAUUGUAUCCUUUAAACCAACCUGUGGAGAAAAUGGAGGGUCUGAUUCAAUGUUCCGGUGAAGCGAAGUAUACAGAAGAUUUACCUUCAAUUACACGUGAAGUGUUUGCAACAUAUGCCACAAGUGACGUGGCUAUAGCUGACAUAGAGUCGAUAGAUGCCCGCGAUGCUUUGAACUGUCCUGGGGUUAUCGCGUUUUACACUGCCGAUGAUAUUCCAGGACCUAAUAACUUCAUCCCAGUAGGUACAUUGAUUUUUGUUGCAAGUGAAGAAGUGUUGUGUAGUAAAAAAGUCAAAUAUUACAAUCAGCCUUUAGGCAUAAUAGUGGCUGAAACACGCAGCAUUGCUGAAAAGGCGGCCAAAAUGGUAAAAGUGAAAUACAGUAAUGUUAAAGAGCCUGUACUGGAUAUCAAAGUGGCCAAAAACGAUGCGUCAAGAUCUAAAUUGUUGCUACCGUUUCCUGCAAUAGAAAAAGGCUUUGAUGUUGCAAAGGUGAUCAAAACUGAAUACACAAUAUACGGCCAAUACCAUUUCUGUAUGGAGACGAUGACUUGCAUAACACGACCGACAGAAGAAGGAAUGGAAGUGUUUACAACGACUCAAUGGACGGAUGUUAUUCAGAAUAUGAUAUCACAGGCAUUGAAGAUUCAACUCAAUAAAAUUGACGUUCAUGUUCGUCGACUCGGCGGCGCCUUUGGUUUGAAGAUAUCGAGACCUACACAGCUAGCCAUUGCUUGUAGUCUUGUAACACAAAAGCUGAACAGACCAUGUCGUUUUAUACAGUCUUUAACGUCGUCCAUGAGAACUGUGGGAAAGAGAUUCCCUUGUUCAGCAAACUUUGAAGUCGGAGUAAAUAAAAAAGGGAAAGUACAAAACAUGAAGUGCGACAUCUACGAAGACAAUGGCUAUAUUAGUAGUGAAAUAGUAGCUCUACUUGGUUUUGAUUCAUAUAGUAACUGCUACGAUAGGCUCAGAUGGAGUUACAAAUGCUAUAACACCAAUACAGACAAUGCGAAAAAUACUUAUUGCAGAGCACCAGGAACAUUAGAGCAUAUUGCAAUGGCAGAAUGGAUUAUGGAACAGAUCUCAUACGAAAUGCAAUUAGACCCUUUAGAUGUAAGAUUUGCUAACGUAGAAGAAACAAAGUAUGGGGAAUAUAAAACAAUGGUUGAUAGUGUUAAAAGUAAAUCCGAUUAUGAUAACAGAAGAGCAGCUGUCGACAAGUUUAAUAAAGAAAACCGUUGGAAAAAACGUGGUUUGAGAUGGUCGUUUAUGAAAUGGAAUCCUUUGAGUCCUGCUUAUUUCGACGUGAAUCUCUCAGUAUAUCACGGAGAUGGAUCAGUCAUUAUCACUCAUGGAGGCGUCGAGAUGGGACAAGGCAUCAACACGAAAGCUGUUCAGAUUUGUGCUUAUUUACUAAAGAUACCAAUGGAUAAGAUUCAAAUAAAAGCAAGCAAUACUACAACAGCUCCGAAUGCUUUUUUGACAGGUAGUAGCAUUACAUCGCAGAAUAUCGGUAGAGGUGUAGAGAAGUGUUGUAAAGAGCUAUUGAAAAGAUUGGCGCCAAUUAGAAUUUUAUUGUUGAAUCCACCUUGGGAGAAAUUAAUCAAAAAAGCGUUUGCACUUAACAUAGAUUUGCAAGUUCAUGAAUUCAUUGGAGAGUUUGUGUCUCCAAUAUUUACUGCGGUUGGUGUGACUUUGGCAGAGGUUGAAGUAGAUGUCCUUACUGGAGAAUUUCAGCUGCUGAGAGUUGAUUUGUUGGAAGAUGUAGGGAGGAGCAUAAGCCCUGCUAUAGAUGUUGGUCAGGUGGAAGGUGCUUUCAUAAUGGGUAUGGGAUACUGGACCUGUGAGAAUCUGGUAUAUGCUAAGACUGGCGAACUCCUCACAGAUCGCUCCUGGAACUACCAUGUGCCUCAGGCUAGAGAUAUCCCCCAGGACUUCAGAGUCUAUUUCAAAGAAAAUUCGUAUAGCGGUGAUAUAGCUCUUGGAGCUAAAGUGACUGGUGAACCUCCGAUAUGCAUGGCAGUGGUGGUGCCCUUUGCAAUCAGAGAGGCCCUAUCUGCAGCUAGAACUGAAUCCGGCAUCCCUACUACUGAAUGGUUUCAUAUUGAUGGCCCAUAUACCUUGGAAAACAUUUGUAUAGCAGCCGCAACAAAAUACGAGCACUUGAAAUUCAAAUAAUUAAACCUAUUUGUUUCUCUAUUUCUGUUUGUUCAUGUCCUUGGUUACAACUUAACAAAACAGUAAGUUUAUUGUACAGCAGACAAAACUAACAUGACAUAGCUAACUAACAAGACAUAUUUUAUGUUGCUUACCUAUUAAAGUUAUGUAGAUUUGCUAGGAUAUUGAUAUCAUUUAAUCUUCAAGCCAGUAUGUACUAAAAGUUCUAUCAGAAUCAGCUUGAUACUUACGUACUUCAAAGCCUGAAAUUAGUAUUCAA
Ostrinia furnacalis (Asian corn borer) is the source of this 4001-nucleotide messenger RNA. Its product is annotated as xanthine dehydrogenase/oxidase. Gene Ontology annotation, molecular function: FAD binding; 2 iron, 2 sulfur cluster binding; oxidoreductase activity. The record is from RefSeq and is a predicted model, not a curated record. The transcript has 17 exons. Lineage: Eukaryota; Metazoa; Arthropoda; Insecta; Lepidoptera; Crambidae. The coding region runs from base 26 to 3742 and encodes 1238 amino acids.